AGCAGCUGCUGUCAACACCAGAAUGUCUUACAGUGUGACUCUGACUGGGCCUGGACCCUGGGGCUUCCGUCUUCAGGGAGGCAAGGACUUCAACAUGCCCCUCACUAUCUCCCGGAUCACUCCCGGCAGCAAGGCAGCCCAGUCCCAGCUCAGCCAAGGCGACCUUGUGGUGGCCAUUGAUGGCGUCAACACGGACACCAUGACCCACCUGGAGGCCCAGAACAAGAUCAAAUCUGCCAGUUACAACCUGAGCCUCACCCUGCAGAAGUCCAAGCGUCCUGUUGCCAUCUCCACAGCGGCACCUCCUAUUCAGUCCCCGCUGCCAGUGAUCCCUCACCAGAAGGACCCUGCUCUGGACACGAACGGCAGCCUGGCGACUCCCAGCCCCAGCCCUGAGGCAAGGGCCAGCCCAGGCACCCUGGAUUUUGGGGACACCUUUAGCUCCUCCUUCUCCCAGACAUCUGUCUGCACCCCACACAUGGAGGCCCCGGAAUCUGUCCUUCCUCAGGGCAGCCCAGUGGCCAAGGCCAGCCCAGAGGGUGUACAGGGCUCAGUCAGCCCUAAAGUUCUGCCAGGCCCCAGCCAACCGAGGCAAUAUAACAACCCCAUUGGCCUGUACUCAGCAGAGACACUGAGGGAGAUGGCUCAAAUGUAUCAGAUGGGCCUCCGAGGGAAGGCCUCAGGUGCUGCACUCCUUGGAGGCGCCGACUACCAGGAACGCUUCAACCCCAACGUCCUGAAGGACUCGGCCCUGUCCACCCACAAGCCCAUUGAGGUGAAGGGUUUGGGCGGCAAGGCUACCAUCAUCCACGCGCAGUACAACACCCCAAUCAGCAUGUACUCGCAGGAUGCCAUCAUGGACGCCAUCGCUGGGCAGGCCCAGGCCCAGGGCAGUGACUUCAGUGGGAGCCUCCCCGUGAAAGACUUGGCCGUGGAUAGCGCCUCUCCUGUGUACCAGGCUGUGAUCAAAAACCAAAGCAAGCCGGAGGAUGAGGCUGAUGAGUGGGCCCGCCGGUCCUCCAACCUGCAGUCUCGCUCCUUCCGCAUCCUGGCCCAGAUGACAGGGACAGAAUACAUGCAAGACCCUGACGAGGAAGCACUGCGAAGAUCAAGGCCACAGGCCUCUGCGUACAACUCUGCAACCGCCACUUCUCCAGCACCCUCUGCCCACACCAGCUACAGCGAGGGUCCAGCUGCCCCUGCACCCAAGCCCCGGGUUGUAACCACCGCCAGCAUUAGGCCUUCUGUCUACCAGCCAGUGCCUGCAUCUACCUACAGCCCGUCCCCAGGAGCCAAUUAUAGUUCCGCUCCCUAUACCCCCUCACCUGCUCCUGCUUAUACCCCCUCACCUGCACCCACCUAUACCCCCUCACCUGCUCCCACCUAUACCCCCUCACCUGCUCCCACCUAUUCCCCUUCCCCUGCACCAGCUUAUACCCCUUCCCCUGCCCCAAACUAUAGCCCUGCCCCCUCAGCAGCCUACAGCGGGGGCCCUGCAGAGUCUGCCAGCCGCCCACCCUGGGUGACUGAUGACAGCUUCUCUCAGAAGUUUGCUCCUGGAAAGAGCACCACUUCUGUCAGCAAGCAGACCCUGCCCCGGGGGGCUCCAGGCUACAACCCAACAGGUCCACAGGUGACCCCUCUUGCCAGGGGCCUGUUCCAGAGAGCUGAACGCUUCCCAGCUAGCAGCCGGACUCCCCUCUGUGGGCACUGCAACAAUGUCAUCAGGGGCCCUUUUCUGGUAGCCAUGGGCCGCUCUUGGCACCCGGAAGAGUUCAAUUGUGCCUACUGCAAGAACUCCCUAGCAGAUGUGUGCUUUGUGGAGGAGCAGAACAAUGUUUACUGUGAACGGUGCUACGAGCAGUUUUUUGCCCCGCUCUGUGCCAAGUGCAACACCAAGAUCAUGGGGGAAGUGAUGCGCGCUCUGAGGCAGACAUGGCACACUACCUGCUUUGUCUGCGCAGCCUGCAAGAAACCUUUUGGAAAUAGCCUCUUCCACAUGGAGGAUGGAGAGCCAUACUGUGAGAAAGACUACAUCAAUCUGUUCAGCACCAAGUGUCAUGGAUGUGACUUUCCUGUGGAAGCUGGCGACAAGUUUAUCGAAGCCCUGGGGCACACCUGGCAUGACACCUGCUUCAUCUGUGCGGUCUGCCAUGUGAAUCUGGAGGGGCAGCCAUUUUACUCCAAGAAAGACAAACCACUGUGCAAGAAGCAUGCGCAUGCAGUCAACGUGUAGGGGCCCAGAGUGGCUGCUGCGGGCCAGGCCCUGGCUGCUCCUGCUGCCGACAAUGAAGGAGUCAAAGAUCUUUCUUCUGGGGGGAAAGGGUGACGAGAGGAAUGAUUGAGCCUUUUGAAGUCUAAUUUUAGUCUUUUCUUGUACACACAGAUUGUGUAUUUGCGUAGUUCAGACAAGAAGCCAAAAGAAGAUUCUAAAACCAGGUAGUAAUUAAUCCACAGCUGGAACGGCACUUCAGCCUUUUGGGAAAGGAUUCCAAGGAAUCAAAACUGAAAAACAAAAAAAAAAGCAAUGUUCAAAAAUGAUACACCUCCCCAGCCAUCGCUGUUAUCAGUGCAGGGACAGAGCUCAGGGCAGUUACGGAGAAUCCAAAACACGCUGCGGAGUUCUGCAGGGCUCCUUGGCAAACACAAGAUGUGCCAAACAGUAUUUGCUGUGGGGUUAUUUUUAGAGCCAGCACUGAGCGCUCCUUAGCUGAGACCCACUGGGCCUUCCUCACCAAAAAAGGAAGAGUCUUUGCUUCAGCACCACAGAGCUUCCUCUGCGCAUCAGACUUCAGAUGUAGAACAAACUGAAACAUGUAAGGGAAGUCCAGAAACCUGAAGCGAUGUCGGGCCACCAGGGGGAUAAUUAAGAGGUUCUGGAAAGGUCUUUGGCCCAUGCCAAAGACAACCGAGAAAAGAUGAACUCUCUUUGUAUCAUCCUGCUUCAGUCUGAAACAUCUAACGUCCCUGGGAAGCUUUGCUCCUUCUGAAUUGUCAUGGGGAAGUACACGUGGGUUUUCCAGUUUUGCUUUACAGUGUGUCAGAAAAGGUUUGCAAAGGACUCUGGGUAGGGUUUAGUCUCGGUUUGGCUUGAAGAGGGUCCUAAGCAUGAAUGUCCCGUGCAUGUAUUUCAUCUCCACCCAUGACUGCUCAUGUUGUGGGUGGGGGUAAAAUACAUCUUCCACAGCCCUACUCUCAAACAGGCUCAGCGGAAAGACAAGAGAGACGGCGCCAAACACAGGGUGGCAGAGCAUGCACUCAUGCCCAGCUGUGUGCGGGAAGAGUAGCUUGCUUUCUGCCAACCUCAGCUUGGGCUGCAGGAUGCCCACCUUCAGGGCUGCACCGUGCUCUUCACUCGUUCCUUUAAAUGUAGUACACCAAUUGCAUAAUCGCGCUGACUGCUGCAAGGAGGGGAAAAGAUACACUUGCCUUUUGGGCCAGCAUUUUGGAAAUAGUAUUGAACUAGACCUGGCCUUCAGAGUCCUUUACAGAUACGUAGAGCUAGGUAGAAAUAGAGAAAGUGGCUCCUUUCUGGGUUGGAGACGGUACAAUCACUUUUCUUUCUAGGAAGUGCUGUUAGGAAGGAGGUUCACUGGAAAAGACUUGGAUGCAGGCUGUGUGUAUGUGCGUUUCUCAAUGGAGCACAGUGUUCCGGCACUCGACAGGCUCACUGCCCCUCUCUCUUUACUCCUGUUUGGGAUUUUUCUCUUUGCACGUUUGAAAUGCUUUAUGAGAAUGCAUUCAAACUCUUCUUUCUUUUGAGGACUAAGGCUUUCAGGAGACUGUCAUCCUACUGAAGGGUGUCACUCAGUCAGACAGAGCCUAAGGUAGCCCAUGGUUUUUCUAUGUCAGGAAUCACCAGUCCCCUCGGGCAGCAUGGAGGACAGUUAGAAUUGUGCUCCUACCAAGCAGCCCUUCUUUUCUUUUGACUCAAAGCUUCAGGCUGAGUAAAUUCUGCUGGGACAGCCUGGAGAUUUGUUCAGAGAUACAGAACAGUACCUUGUGCACAAUCUGAUAUGUUUGGAAAGGACAAGGAGCUUGCUGACCAAACAGAAAGGUUCUAAAGCAGCUGAUUUUUUUAAAAAGGUAUCUUAGGGUUUUUUUUUUUU
This is a messenger RNA of Arvicola amphibius (Eurasian water vole), 4109 nucleotides long. It is a transcript of the gene Ldb3, whose product is annotated as LIM domain binding 3. Gene Ontology annotation, cellular component: Z disc; stress fiber; filamentous actin. Bases 23 to 2236 code for a protein of 737 amino acids. Gene Ontology annotation, biological process: muscle structure development; heart development; actin cytoskeleton organization. Lineage: Eukaryota; Metazoa; Chordata; Mammalia; Rodentia; Cricetidae. The record is from RefSeq and is a predicted model, not a curated record. Gene Ontology annotation, molecular function: muscle alpha-actinin binding; actin binding. The transcript is spliced from 13 exons.